Messenger RNA from Rhopalosiphum maidis (corn leaf aphid), 1408 nucleotides. RefSeq lists its product as uncharacterized. The transcript is spliced from 3 exons. Gene Ontology annotation, biological process: sensory perception of taste. Gene Ontology annotation, cellular component: membrane. The coding region runs from base 195 to 1295 and encodes 366 amino acids. The record is from RefSeq and is a predicted model, not a curated record. Lineage: Eukaryota; Metazoa; Arthropoda; Insecta; Hemiptera; Aphididae.
CAUGUAUUAUUUGUCUAAUGCUUAUUUGCAGUAUUAAUACUAAAAAAUGUACUUAGAAUUGAAUUAUACACGAAAUAUCCUGUAUUCUAAAGGCUAGUUUUGAAGUACUACAAUGCUACACUACUUGCUGAAAAUGUACAAACAUCAAUUUCAAAAUUCUUUACUAAAAAAAAAGUCACCAAUACUAUUGCAAAAUGGCUACAGAUAAUACACCUAUAGUUCUAAAACAAUCUCUUAAUGAUACUUUUUCAAAUAAAGUUUUUAAAAAGUUGUCUAAAGUAGUAGCUAUUAUAAUUAUAAUUGCACUUCUUAUUUACUACUAUUGGAAAUUUACAAGAAUCGUAUCUGAAAAUGAAGAUUCAAGAAUUAGUAUACUUCUAUACAUGACGUAUGUAACUUUAAAUAUAACACUGAUCGUAGUAUGUUUCUUCAAUAUUUUUAUGGGACAUGAUAUUUAUAAAAAUUUUACAAAAAACAUUGCAUACGUAGAUUUUCUAUCAAAAGAUCUAGAAUUGAGUUACAAAGACAGUUUACUUACAUACAUCAAUUUCAAGGCACUUUUACUCAUCAGCACAACAACAGCCAGUUACAUAAUACUUUAUUAUUUAGCAUUAAAUGAAAACGAUUUCCCAUCAGUUGAUUUUACUGAAAUGGUUUGUAUACCUAUAGUUUGGAUACUUAUACUUCAAAUAAAUGCUAAAUUAAAUCAAUUGUCAAAACGAUUCAACUAUAUAAAAAACAUACUAGAAUCAUAUAUGGAAAAAUCGAAGAGUGUUUAUUGGAUUCAAUGGUAUACAGUCAAACCAAAGGAGAUAACUAUACUAAACCGUAUGCAUUUAUUCACAUACAUAUCAUUUACAGAAGUUUGUUCAUAUUACAACAUUCAACUAUUGGUACUAGUACCUAGAGUCAUAUUUUUUAACGUAUUGCCAGUUCAUUAUAAUAUAGUUACAGCACUCGUAGCUGAUGAACGUAAUGCAUCACAUAAAUGGACUCAAAUGUUCACUUUAUCGGUAAUUAUUCUCACAAUAUGGCCAAUUAUUCAUCUGGUAAAAUGUACGAGUAAAACCUUUGAAAAAGGAGCACAAAUAACGCAAAUAAUACAUAAGUUGUUGGAUAAGGGACAAAAACAAGAUAUUGAAGAUGAACUAUAUUUAUUUUCUGAACAACUAUUAAAAAGACCACUAGAAUUUUCAGUAAAAGGAUUUUUUUUAAUUAAGCCUUCACUUGUUGCUUCAGUAUGUAUAGUUCUUAAAUGUAUGACUAGAGUGUAUAAAAUAAUUAUAAUUUUAUAAAUUUUAGAUGAUGGAGUUGAUUAUUACAUAUGUAAUAAUUCUCUUGCAAUUUCAAGAUUCAUUAAAAUCUAUAUCUCCAGCUCAAUUUUUAGUUAAACCAAGACUUGGUUGAA